AUGUCUGGAUUUAUGAAAUCAUUCCGCUCCAGAGGCUUCCCUCUCUUCGGACCUCUUGACCUUUUCACCCGCAUUUCUCUGGCGGGCCUCUCCGCGCACACAGUGUUAUCUGGGAAGAAGAUGUUUGAAUGUUCUAACUUCCUGUGCGCCACACAUAUCAUCCCCGUGAAGAACGAGGAAGGCGUGGUCAUGAUGUUCAUCCUGAACUUCGACUACGUCCUGGAGGAAGGCAGCAGCGACUCUCUGGAGAAACUCAACCACACCACGCCAUCCAAAGCUGACCACCGGAAAGGGAGAUUCUUUCGCUUCCGUUUCCCGGGCUUACCUCUCCUUGGCAUCAACAAGCAGUCCCUGCCCCAGGAAGACCCCGACGCUGUCAUGGUGGACUCCCCUCGCCACAGCGACGGCUCGGUGGCCACGCGCGACUACCAGCUUCCCACCACCCGCGAGAGCUGCAGCCCCUCCUACGCCAACGACACCCGCGCCCUCAUCGGCCCCAGCCAUUGCUCCACCCCUGUGUCCGGGCCAUUGGACCACUCGUCGCCCAAGGGCCCCUGGGACCGGACGUACCCCGACUGCUCCAUAAGGCAGACCCAACACCAGAUCAAGGAGGUUGUCGCUGCUCCUUCGAUCCCAGGACUCACUCAAACCGCCUCCAGGGAGAGAGUGUGCAGUAUUCGCAGAGCCUCCUCCGUACACGACAUGGAAGGAUUCGGGUCCAACUCCAAGAUGGGGUUCAGGGACAGACACGCCAGUGAAGACAAUGGUCGCAAUAUUAAAGGGCCGCUGAGCCAGAUCAAAUCCAGCCUGCUGGGCUCCACCUCCGACUCCAACCUCAACAGGUACAGCACCAUCAACAAGAUCCCCCUCAUCACGCUCAACUUCUCCGAGGCCAACAAUGAGAAGAAGUGCCCCUCCCCUCCGUCCUCGGAGAAUACCAUCAUCGCCCCGAAGGUCAAAGACCGCUCACACAAUGUCACCGACAAGGUCACGCAGGUAAGACGCUCACCAAGCGAGGUUUCCACACAAAUAUGUGGAAAGUUUCUGAAAUGA
Molecule: messenger RNA, 1053 nt
Organism: Notothenia coriiceps (black rockcod)
Lineage: Eukaryota; Metazoa; Chordata; Actinopteri; Perciformes; Nototheniidae
Product: potassium voltage-gated channel subfamily H member 7-like
Exons: 5
Coding region: 1-1053 (350 amino acids)
Source: RefSeq, a predicted model, not a curated record